This is a messenger RNA of Sungouiella intermedia, 1020 nucleotides long. Lineage: Eukaryota; Fungi; Ascomycota; Pichiomycetes; Serinales; Metschnikowiaceae. The record is from the annotation of a GenBank genome assembly.
AUGGAGCAACUACGCAAUGAUGAACAGAGUCUGCAGCCACCAGAUCUGGCAGGCGGAGAUACAGAGGUCAAGGCGCAGCAUUAUAAGCGUAUGGCCGAAAUGAGAAAGACAUAUGAAUUCUGGCGAAAUAUCGCCAAUAAAAAGAUGGCUGAGGACGACAAGUACCUGCCAUUUCCUUCAGAAGAUGAUCCACCAGUUCCUGGUCAGGUUUAUAAGGAUUUUAUCGAAACACAUCUCAGCGACGUGUACAAAGGGAAGGACAAGCAAGACAAACAAGAUAAGCAGGCCAACGGGACGCCGAUUCUUAAUGAUCUGGAGUUGGGAUUUCUCAAGGCACGGAUUGCUGAAUUUAUCUCUUUCACAGGUAGCAGUCCGUAUGGGCCAGAGCGCAAGAUCAGAGGAAGGCCUCGCGUGGAGGAAAAGGAAGGAUUCUCUCUAUAUGGAACCAACGACGAGGAAGGACUCCAUGACGGCAAUGCCGACGACUACGACGAAGACGAGCAGGACGACUAUGACCUAGAUGAGUUGGAGGAUGCAGAAAAGUUUCUGUACGACUACGGACCUCACCAUAUAGAGGUGGAAGUUAAUAAUGGACCAGCCAGCUCGGAGCCGGUGGAUCCCGAUGAACCGUCUUGUGAGUUCACGUUUGAGUACGACCGCAACGGCACUUUGGUUCCAACAGACAACAACAUCGAGGAGAAACUCCGUCUCAUGUGCCUACAGUCACAGGGGGAGGAAACCGGACAGACAGGGAAGAAGAAGAAGAGCAAUAAGAAGAAGAAAAAGAAGGCCACGGUUAGCUCCGAAGGCGUGGACGAGUCAUGCUGUUUGUUCUGUCAAUACGAGGCGUUUUUUGGGGUCAAACCUGUGCAUACGAUGAAAUGGUAUGAUAAGAAGAUGCAGAAAGAGGCCAAGAGGCGACAGAAGAUCCGAGAAAAGCUCGAGAACGCAAAGCUGAAGGCCCUUCGGCGACAGCGGGAGUUUAGCCAUGGGAACGAGGACGCUGGAGAUAGCCAGUAA